Messenger RNA from Daucus carota subsp. sativus, 2347 nucleotides. RefSeq names its product probable sulfate transporter 3.5. The record is from RefSeq and is a predicted model, not a curated record. Gene Ontology annotation, biological process: transmembrane transport. Lineage: Eukaryota; Viridiplantae; Streptophyta; Magnoliopsida; Apiales; Apiaceae. The transcript is spliced from 13 exons. Bases 242 to 2191 code for a protein of 649 amino acids. Gene Ontology annotation, cellular component: plasma membrane. Gene Ontology annotation, molecular function: secondary active sulfate transmembrane transporter activity.
CCCAUCUUAUCCAGAUUAGAUUACUGAUUACCUCUAUUUAACACGUUUGUUAAUCAACUUAUCCUUUAUCUGACUACACGCCCUGUCGAAUUCCAUUAUCCGAAUAAAUCUGGUAUUUUUCCUCACCGUUGUCUUCUACAGUUAUAAAUUUACACAGCGCGAAAAAGUCCAUCACUUCUCACUGCAGUUCUCAGGUCAAUUGGCGACAAAUCAUCUGUGAGGGCGUUGAGUCAGUUGACACAUGGAAAAAUUCGGGGAGAAGAUGACAGGGUUGAACGAAGAUCACAAGGUGAGCUUUAAGCCUCAGAGAAGCUUUGCCACCAUCUUCAAAUCCGGAAUCAAGGAGGCUUUAUUUCCUGAUGAUCCAUUCUCUUUCCUAAAGAAAGAGCCUAGUUCUUUACGUCGUGCCAAACUGGCCAUGAAUUAUUUUGUACCAGCCUCUGAAUGGCUCCCGAAAUACAAUCUACAAUUGUUCAAAUACGACGUUCUUGCUGGAAUUACUAUUGCUAGCCUCGCCAUUCCACAAGGCAUUAGCUAUGCCAAGCUUGCUAAUAUUCCCCCCAUCAUUGGCCUUUAUUCCAGCUUUGUCCCGCCCUUAAUUUACGCGGUAUUUGGUAGUUCAAAGUAUGUGGCAAUAGGUACCCUUGCCGCUUCAUCCUUGCUCAUAUCUUCCACACUGGAAGAGAAAGUUUCACCGACAGAAAAUCCUGAUUUGUAUCUUGGUUUAGUAUUUACUGCUACACUCAUAUCUGGCUUGCUUCAGUUAGCUUUGGGAUUGCUGAGGUUAGGGAUUCUAGUGGAUUUCCUAUCUCAUGCUACUAUCACUGGUUUUAUGGGAGGGACUGCGACAUUAAUCUGCCUACAACAAUUGAAGGGCAUUUUUGGAUUGAAGCACUUCACAACCCAUACCAGUAUAGUUGAUGUUCUGCAAGCAAUUUUUAGCCAUACUAAUGAGUGGAGAUGGCAGAGUGCAGUUGUGGGAGUAAUCUUCCUUGUCUUUCUACUGUUCACUAGAUAUGUUAAAGAGAAAAGGCCAAAUUUGUUUUGGGUAUCAGCAAUUGCUCCAAUGCUGUGUGUUAUUAUCGGCUGCAUUUUUGCUUAUUUUGCACAUGCUGAGAAACAUGGCAUCGAAAUUGUUGGUGAGUUAAAAAGAGGACUCAAUCCUCUAUCCUUCAAAGAUAUAAAUUUCGAUCCAAAAUACAUUUCUGCACCUAUAAGAGCUGGGAUUAUCACAGCUUUUAUUGCUUUAGCAGAAGGAAUAGCAAUUGGACGGAGUUUUGCUAUAAUGAAUAAUGAACAAACUGAUGGCAACAAAGAGAUGGUUGCUUUUGGUCUCAUGAACAUAGUUGGAUCUUUCACUUCUUGCUACUUGACAAGUGGGCCAUUUUCAAAAUCAGCAGUGAACUACAAUGCUGGUGCUAAAACUGCAAUGACAAAUGUUGUGAUGGCAUUUUGCAUGUUGUUGGUUCUUCUCUUCUUGGCUCCUCUCUUCAAAUACACUCCACUUGUUACUCUUUCUGCUAUCAUAAUAUCAGCGGUUGUUGGACUCAUCGACUAUCAAAAAGCUUACCACCUAUUUAAGAUAGACAAGUUUGAUUUUCUUAUCUGUAUGGCUGCAUUUCUUGGAGUUAUCUUUAUUAGCAUGGAGAUGGGAAUAAUGAUAUCGGUCGGAAUUUCACUAAUGAGAGCACUUCUGUAUAUAGCAAGACCUGCUAGUUGCAAGCUGGGAUAUAUACCAGACUCAAUGUUGUAUCGUGACGUCGAGCAAUAUCCUGGUGCAACUGGGAUUCCUGGAAUGCUGCUCUUACAACUAGGAUCUCCUAUAUAUUUUGCUAACUGCAGUUAUCUAAGGGACAGAAUUUUAAGGUAUAUUAGAGAUGAGCAAGACAUCUCAAACCCCCAAGCGAAUGAUAUUGUAUACGUUUUGUUAGAUCUUGGAGGAGUUACAUCUAUAGACACAACAGGCGUGGAAGUUCUGUUUGAAAUUCAAAAGAACAUGGAUGCGAAAAAGAUGAAGAUGAUUUUGAUAAACCCUAGACUGGCGGUCAUGGAAAAAUUAAUUACUGGAAGAUUCAUAGACAAGAUUGGGAAGAAGUCAGUUUUCCUAUCAGUUGAAGAUGCAAUUGAAGCAUGCAAAUUUUCGCUUGAAACUCUGAAGGUAACAAAUGGAGAAAAUGUUGUUAAUACAUAGAAAGUGUAUACAACCCUUGAGUGUAUACUGUUGUUCUGUUAUUUCAAUUCAUCAAGUGUUGUUUUGUUCUUUCUAAGUUACUCAAGGCCAACUUGCAAAGAAGUAGGCAUUAAAAGAAUUUGAAUGAAUAUUACAAUAGAUGAAUUCUUAACCAGA